Messenger RNA from Candidozyma haemuli, 777 nucleotides. It is a transcript of the gene STN1, whose product is annotated as Stn1p. Lineage: Eukaryota; Fungi; Ascomycota; Pichiomycetes; Serinales; Metschnikowiaceae. The coding region runs from base 1 to 777 and encodes 258 amino acids. The record is from RefSeq and is a predicted model, not a curated record. The transcript has a single exon.
AUGCUCGAGGUGUAUGGCGUCCAGGGCCUCGAGGAGCAUGCCAAGGGGUGUGUUUUGGUGAAUAACUUUCCUGUGAGGACGGUGAAGGUGUUUGGACGCGUGAUGUCAUAUAUCCAUAAGAACUACGAUUCUGGGUGGAGCAACAACCCUAAUAACUUCUAUGUCAUGACUUUGGAUGACUGUUCUGGUGAAGUUUCUCAUAUCAACGUGAAGAUUCCAGAGUCCUGCGUUUAUGAACAGUUUGAGGAGGAUAGUAUCGUACAAGUAGUGGGGCAUGUUCUGUUUUUUCAGGAUUAUCUGAGACAGAUAGUGGGAGAUAAGCUAGACGUGUUAUCGCUUGGGCCUGACUUGAGCAUUGAAAUUGACUGCUGGAGAGAGAUUCUAACUGCAAGAAGACACCUACGGCAUCCCUGGACUUACAAGCCAGAAACAGUACUCUCCACUGGAUCAUCCAGAGAACCAAAGUUCUCCAAAAAAGACUACUUGCGACGCCUUGAAAAGCAAAACCUACGGAUCUCCGAUCCUUCAAGCCAGGCUCCACAGACCUUCCAUGUCACAGACAGCUUCAAUCAUAACAACAUAGAAGGGCUCGAAGUACUAGAAGUACAUUCCGACUCUGAUGCGGAACCUUCUUUUUCCAGUGAGCAGUGUAUUCCUCAACUCCACACUUUCCACCAAGAAGAACCAGACCAGGAACACAGCAAUGACACUGAUAUUGACGACGACGAAACGACUAUCCCAUUCCCAGCAGAAUCCCAUAUCAUAGUUCUUGACUAA